Lycium barbarum (goji berry) is the source of this 1871-nucleotide messenger RNA. RefSeq lists its product as uncharacterized. Bases 208 to 1764 code for a protein of 518 amino acids. The transcript has 3 exons. Lineage: Eukaryota; Viridiplantae; Streptophyta; Magnoliopsida; Solanales; Solanaceae. The record is from RefSeq and is a predicted model, not a curated record. Gene Ontology annotation, biological process: proteolysis. Gene Ontology annotation, molecular function: cysteine-type peptidase activity.
GGCAUCUUUUUUUUCUAGGUUUGGGCAUUUGAAGCCAUUCCUCACCUCAGGCAUCAAGUCAAGGAAUACUCCAAAGAAGUUACCUAUCCAAGAAUUCUUAGAUGGCUCACUGCCAGGAACAACACAAAAUUGAGUGUUGAUCUUUUCAACCCCCCUAAGGAAGCUGUUGUGAACCCAUGGCUUGUCCCAACAAUAAGAGAGUUGGAGAUGCCAUGCCUUGUCACCUUUGUGCCCAUAGAAUCUGUGCCUGACAGACUGAUUGAUGGGUUCAAAGGGGAAUUGGCUGGAGUGACAGCCAUCACUAGGGUUGAUGAUGUUGUAGCUGGUGGUGGUGGUGAUGUUGCUGGUAGUCAUGUUGUUGUUGGUGCUGGUGGUGAUGUUGCUGUUGAUGCUGUUGGUGGUGCUGAUGCUGUUGGUGGUGGUGUUCAUCCUGUUGAUGUUAUUGGUGGUGGUGGUGGUGAUGAUGUCCCAGCAAGUAUUGCUGGGGAAAAAUUAAGAGAUGAUGAUGAUAAUAUUGGUGGAUUUACCCCAGUUCCUGGAUUGAGUGAUUUUUCCGGAUUUGGUGGUAAUUUUAGUAGUGGUGGAUUGAGUGGUAGAAGAUUUGUUGAUGUUGGUGCCGGUACUUCUAAGGUGCCCUCAUGUGCUUGUGAGUGCACCACUUGCAAGGACAAAAUGGAUAAUUUGAUUAGAAAGGUGGAGGAAUUGGUGCAGGCCCAAGAAGCCACAAACACUUCUAUGCAGAGGUUGAUAUCCAAGAGGGGUAUCAAACCAUCAAAGAAUCUUUCCUCACCUUAUACUCCUGUUCAUGCUCGGAGGAGGGGCAAAGCAAUUGCCAAGGCACUUGCAUCAGUUAGAUCAAGAAGAUCUGUUGCUACUCCUAGUAAGUCAAUUGAGACUCCUCUUCUUGAUGUUGGGCCAAAAGUGCUAAAAAAGGUGGACAUUUUCAAGCCUGUACAUGCCCAAAGAAAGAAAAAGGUUGAGACUGCAAUCAAGUCCAAAAAGAGUGGGAGAACCAUGUACUCAAUGCAUGAAUUUGGAGCAGCAGACUUCAAGGCUCUGACAAGCAUGGAAAUAUGGUGGGAGGAUUGGUAUGUAGAUGAAGUCCUGCUUCUAAUGCGUAUGAGGCAAAUCAAUUUUCCCGAGUACUAUGAUUCCACUGACAUAAUCCUGGACCUCAACUUUUACAACAACAUGUCCAAGAGGUACGCAGAAUUGACAAAAGAGAGUACAGUUCCAAAUGUCGUGUCUCUGAAGGUUAGACUUGCUGAAUUCAAGUGGGAUGAUGAUAUGGUCGAUUAUUGUAGGGGUGUCAGACCCUACCCGGGAGGCUGCUCGUGGGCUGGUGCAAAGAGGGUUUUAACAGUGAUGAAUAUUAAUGCCACACAUUUUGUCAUUCUCGAGUUCAUGAUUGAAGAGAGAGUGGUAAAUGUGUAUGACUGCAACGUUCCUGUCUAUGAAGAAUCUGAUUUCUUUUGUUUCAUGGAGCCGGUAAUGGAAUUGUGGCCCAAGUUAUUGCAACAGAGUGGAAUGUUCGCACACUUGCCUGCAAAGUUACUCAAUGAAUCGUGGGAAUUCAAUAGGCUACAGAAUCUCCCCCGCAAUGUCACUGGUAAGGCAUGUGGUUCGUGGUCAAUUGCUUUUAUGGAGGCUUCGCUUACCGGCACAACUGUGACAAAACCCGAAAGUCUAAUCAGCGACAACUCUGUAGGGAGGAUGCAAUGGAGAUGGGCAUUAGGUGUCAUUGAAAAGGUGUUAGAGCCUUAAGAUGGGUUGAUAAACAGUUCAUUGAUUUUGCAUUUUUUGGAGCCAAAAUGUGGCCUGUUGAACAAUUUAAGUAUAUAUUAGGAGUUUUUUUAUGACAUUAUGUAAUU